Messenger RNA from Neocloeon triangulifer, 2692 nucleotides. RefSeq names its product stAR-related lipid transfer protein 7, mitochondrial. Lineage: Eukaryota; Metazoa; Arthropoda; Insecta; Ephemeroptera; Baetidae. The transcript has 9 exons. The record is from RefSeq and is a predicted model, not a curated record. Gene Ontology annotation, molecular function: lipid binding. The coding region runs from base 134 to 1564 and encodes 476 amino acids.
GCGGAGUUGCGCACUAACCAAACCAUCACAUUGCACCGCACCAGAAGGUCGGAAAUCGGAAAUGUGAAUUUUUGUGAUUAGGCCGCUGCGGUCUAGUGCAAAAAUGGAUUGACUACUCAAUAACUUGAGUAAAAUGUUGCCUGUUGGACUGACAAAAGCGUUCGUCAAGUUCCAGAGCAUGAUGGUGCGGCCGAAGAGCGGCCCACAAAAGGCCAUCAUCACCACGGCUCAGCAACUCGGCGAACAGACCUGCAAUUUCAAACGUUUCAACAUUUUCUGCUGUGCUGCCUGUCGCUUGGAACUGUUGUCUUCACUUAGGACUUGUUUGAAAUUGGAAGAAGUGAGGAAACUUGGAUUACAAAUUUUGAGCAGAACUUUUAAAGAGAAGUCUGUGGUUUUGGCCGGCAUCUGGGCAAAACAAGUUGAAUAUAUAAUGGCCCAAAGACUGAGACGAGGGCAACAGAUAAUUUCUCUCUACUCGCAAAUGUGGGAAGCAAAAGCAGCUGAGCUGGUUAUAAAAAGUUUUUCCAGAAGAAGCAAAAACGCUUUGCUUGCCACUUGUCUUGCUGCUGUUUUUGACUGGGAGAAAGAGAAAAUUCCAGAUGAGGUUCUACUUCGGCACCAGAGCGAGCUGGAGUUCGUGAACAAACUGAAGUCGACCACAGUGACAUGUGAGAAGUGUGGACACCGCCUGUUAAUCGACCUUAAAUUACCCCACGUUGAGUACUGCCGCUGUAUUAAAAAUACUGCAUCCUCCAAAGCUGUUCUCGAAGACUGGGAAUCCACUCUUUCAUCAGACGAAGAAUGGAUUCCAUUCAUCGAACGAGAAGACUUCAUAGUUUGGAAACAGGAGCAUAAGGAACACAAAGGAUUGUUUGCUUACAAAGUGUAUGGAGUUUAUUCAGAUGUUGCUGCUCGUGAUUUUUUGGCUGUUCAGCUCGAUAACAAUUACAGAAAAGAAUGGGAUGCUACAGCAAUACAGUUAGAUGUUAUUGACUCUGACCCAAAAUCAGGCAGUGAUGUCCUGUACUGGGAAGCAGCAUGGCCACGCUUUUUUUCCAACCGUGACUACGUCUUUAAGCGACGCGCCUUAGUCGAUGAGUUGAAUGGGGAUAUUGUCAUCCGAGCUGAGAGCACUGCCCACCCAAAGUGUCCAUUGCAAAAAAAUUGCCACCGAGUGGACGAGUAUUGGUCGUACUGGGUGAUCAAGCCAACCCAAGGCGAUAUGGACAAGCCCGGCGUUGAGUUCAGCCUGACCUAUUUUGACAAUCCCGGACUUUCUAUUCCGUCAGCUUUUGUGUCUUGGGUUGCCAUGAGUGCUCUGCCAGAUUAUUUAACUAAGUUGAGAAGAGCGGCUGUUGUUUUGAUGGAAAAGCGGUUUGAAGAGGAAAAACGGUUAAGACAGGAAGAGGAGGAGCAAAAGAGGCGUGAGGAGGAAAUUGUAGUUCCAGCAGACGUUAAAGAGGAAACAUCCUUGAAGUCGUUCCUACCCUUUUCACUCACAUUGCCAGACGUAGAGGAACCUAUGGAGCCUCUCUACCACCACCAGUUUUAUUACCUAUGAUUCCAAAACCAAAGUAAUUUAUCAAAUAAAUACUAACCCUAGCAUCUCCUAAAACUAGAAUAAUACCAAAAUAUGUAACAUUGAUAUCAGCACUUAUUGAUGCAUCUGCAAAAUCAGCUGCUCAUCAAGUGUGCUUGAAAAACACUAGGUGAAACAUCUUGUAUCAAAAUGUUUCCUUAAAAAGUGAGAUACCCGAUGAAAAAAGAUUCCCUCCCAUUGAAUGUUCCUCUACGAGCUGUUUCAGGAGGGUUUUUUUUGCAGUUCAAUUGAUUGAUUGAUUGGAGUUGAGGGCCACUUUUGUGAGGCUUCUCCGUAGUUGAUUGUUUUUUGGUGAUGAGAGAAGACUUAAAACUACUACACUUACAUACAUUUUAUGUCUAGUCUGAGUUGUGCACAUCCCUUUAUUACCACAGGGCUGAGACAUAUAAUUAAGCGCUUUAGCCCAAAUGGCUUGUUUUCUGCCGCUCAAUGGCCUCGUUUUUAUAGGCUCAAUUACUUAUAUUAUUUUGUUUUUGAUGUGCAAAACUUGACUUAACUUAAAUGCACAUUAAUUUUGAAUUUGAACUCUGCUAUUAUUUCAGCCGAUAGCAAAAAAUGCAAAUUAAACUUGAGCUCUGGUAAUAACUGGGAAUUAUUGGCCUUAGAAGAAAAAUUAACUGUACAACCUCAUUGAUUAUCCUACCAAAAUACUUAUAAUUUGCCUGAACUUGCUGGCUGAAUUGUAAGAAGAAUUUUUUCGAUCUUGAAAGCAGUAUUAAAAACAAAAAUUUUGUUAGCCAAGUAUAGUAGAAUUGGAAAAUUAAUAAAAUCGAAAACAUUUUUGACAAGAAUUAUAAGUCUUUUGCCAUCCAAACAAAUAAUUAUGUGUUACCCUGUAUUAUAUUUUUAAGAAAUGAUCACUUUUGGGAGAACGCUUAGAAAAAUCUUAAAUUCUAUUAAAAUAAGUUUUUUUUAAAUAUAAAAAUAAAAAUUUCCCAUUUUUCAUAGAACAUAAUAAUUCAGUUCCACAAAGAAAUAAUAAUGUGAGGAUUUUUUAAUAUCUCCAUAGUGAUCCUGUUACUUUUGACUAUUGACUGUUAAUUCAGGAUUAUUCUUGUUGUUAUUUUUGCUAGGGUGUGAAAAUAAAGA